This is a messenger RNA of Pyrgilauda ruficollis (rufous-necked snowfinch), 903 nucleotides long. RefSeq lists its product as uncharacterized. The transcript is spliced from 6 exons. NCBI's taxonomy places the organism in Eukaryota, Metazoa, Chordata, Aves, Passeriformes, Passeridae. The record is from RefSeq and is a predicted model, not a curated record. Bases 1 to 864 code for a protein of 287 amino acids.
AUGACUAAAUCAGUAAGCUUGAAGGAGAUUUAUAGGAUGAGCACUAAAAUACGAGCCGGAGGAACAAUCUCCGUGUGGGAGAAGCGCCCAGCGCGCCGCCCGCCGCCCUCCCCUCCCGGCGCCGCUCGGCCGAACAAAGGCGGCAGCAGCGGCGGGUCCCCUUUGUGCUCCGCGGGCCGGGCAAGGGGCGAGCCCAGCGCCCGCCCCGGGCUCCCCGCCCGGCCAGCCCGACCCGGCCCGGUUCGGCACGGCAGCGGCUCGGGAGGAAGCGCUGGCUGCGCGGCGGGCGGGCGGCUGCCAGCGGCCCGGGCCCUCCCCGCCCCCGUCUCCUCCCCUCCGCCGCCGAUCCUCCGCCCCCUCCGCCUUCUCCUCGCGGCGGCGGCGGCGGCGGCUCCCUCGGCCCCGGCUCCUCGCUGUUCUCCGCGGCUUCGCCUCGCUCCUCUCCGGGGGCUCCCGCGCCGCGCUGCCCAGGACGGCAUUGCUGCAGGGAGCCUCUGGGAGUUCCAAGGUGAAGAAAUCUGCCUUCAUCUGGAGGCCUCUGCUAAAGGUGAAGACCUCCUAACGCGCCAGACAGCCUUAGCAGGAGUUCAGAAGUCUUACACCAAGGCAGCUGGGGACUUCCUUUCCCUCGUUCUGGUCCACAAGGAAUUACUGGACAGGGAGAGAGAGAAGUUCCUGCAAGAAGUAAGGCAAGGACAGGAGCUUCAGAAUCCUCUGGAGCAUUACAUUCCCCUGUUUGGAGUGCAGACAAGAGUUUGGCAUUCUGCUUUUACAGAUCGCUGCCGCUCGCUCGUGGAGCGCAGAGGGGACGGCGAGACUCCCACAUCUUUCAGCGAGAAGAAAGGAGCCAGCAGAGCAGACUAAUAGGGACUUGUGUCGGGUGCCCUUGCCCUACAAAGGCUG